Nicotiana tabacum (common tobacco) is the source of this 1036-nucleotide messenger RNA. RefSeq names its product histidine-containing phosphotransfer protein 1. Gene Ontology annotation, cellular component: nucleus; cytoplasm. Gene Ontology annotation, molecular function: histidine phosphotransfer kinase activity; protein histidine kinase binding; protein dimerization activity. The record is from RefSeq and is a predicted model, not a curated record. NCBI's taxonomy places the organism in Eukaryota, Viridiplantae, Streptophyta, Magnoliopsida, Solanales, Solanaceae. Gene Ontology annotation, biological process: phosphorylation; phosphorelay signal transduction system; cytokinin-activated signaling pathway.
AGAGACUACUCGUAUAAAUACAGUGAAUCAAUGUGCAAAAUUCAUUGAACAUUAGACUUCCCCGCUAUAGAAUAGAGUGCCCCUCCCCUGCUGGAGCUUUUCCAAGAAAAAAUAGUACUCUACUAUUGAAAAGGAACUUCCUCCACAUGCACUCACUUCACUAUUAUUAAUAAAAACCUCUCGUUAAAAGCAGCAGAGCAGACUGUUAAUUUGUGAAGUCAUUGUGGAUAUAGCAAAUCAUGGAGAGUGUAAACCAGUUACAAAGAAAACUAGCUGACUACACUUCUUCCUUGUACAAUGAGAAAUUUCUGGAUGAGCAGUUCAUACAACUGCAGCAACUUGCAGAUGAGAGUAACCCUGACUUUGUGGUUGAAGUUGUUUCCCUUUUCUUUGAAGAUUCUGAAAGGCUUCUUAAUGAACUAACAAAAGCUCUCAAUCAGCCAAAUGUAGACUUCAAGAAAGUUGAUGCUCAUGUUCAUCAGUUGAAGGGUAGCAGCUCCAGCAUUGGUGCACAAAGAGUUCAAAGAAUGUGCAUUGCCUUCCGUAAUUAUUGUGAGCAACAGAUUGUUGAAGGGUGCAUAAAAUGUUUGCAACAAGUAAAGAAUGAGUACACCCUUGUCAAAAACAAGCUUGAAACUUUAUUUAAGCUGGAGAAACAACUCGUGGAUGCUGGAGGUUCAUUACCUGUGGUGUGAAUAUUCAAGAAUAUUUAUUGAGAUGUGAAAUAUGAAUUAUGUGAAAUUCCAUUAUGCUUAAUUCCAAGUUUAGAGCUUCUUUGGAUAUGCUAUAAAGUUUUCAUGAAAUUUCGAGCUUCAAUUUUUGGCUUCAAAAGUAUAAGCAAUGAGAGAAAAGAUGAGAGAAUCUUUCCAAAGACUUGACCAACUGUUGUAGUAACCAUUUUAAUUGGGUUGUAAAUUAGUCAAAUCUCCACCACUUCAAUAAUGCUUGUCGAAGCAUGACCAAGUUUCAACUAAAUUGUCUUGCUGUAUGCUUUAAUAAUGUAAACAUUUUUGUUUGAGUUUAAGUUUCAUGCAUA